UCUCAGUCUUCUCCUCAAUAUUUCACAUACAAAAUGAAUUCAUUAAACGUUUUAAUUUUAACUCUUCUAUUUGUAAUUUUAUUGGUGAAAAACUCUCAGGCUUUUCUUCCAUCUGACCCAAGUAUCUGUGUUAAAAAUUUAGUAUUGGACACAGGAAGGACUUGUGAGGAAAGUGAAGAUUUUCCAGAUAUCAAGAACGUUAAAAAUGGAAAAAGAGUUUACAUUGUCUGCACUGAUUCAGAUGCAAUUGAUUAUAAAUUUUAUAUUUGUUUCGAUAUGAAUCGUCUUCCUGGAGCACCGUAUCCUGAGGAAGAAAUCCUUCGUGAAUCAACGGUAACUUAUGCCCAAAUUUAUGAGCUGAUGACUACGGAAAUCACUGAAACCAAAAACCCAAAAAAGAAACCGAAGAUUUCAAAACCGGACCCAGACCCUUCAGCAAUUCGUCCAGGAUUUUCAUUUAGAAAUCCAAUUUCUGUUUAAUUUUA
This is a messenger RNA of Lutzomyia longipalpis, 485 nucleotides long. RefSeq lists its product as uncharacterized. Bases 34 to 480 code for a protein of 148 amino acids. The record is from RefSeq and is a predicted model, not a curated record. The transcript is spliced from 3 exons. Lineage: Eukaryota; Metazoa; Arthropoda; Insecta; Diptera; Psychodidae.